AUGAGUCGUAACGUCGCGAUCACCGCCGUCGACGGCCAUACAGGCUCCCUGAUCGCCGAGUUGAUCUUAACUGAUGGCACAUUCAAACGAAAAGUCUCAUCCGUGACCGGGCUAGCACUCGACACAGAUUCGCAGCACUGCCAUGAUCUUAGGGAUUUGGGUGUUAAGAUAGUCCCUUACAACCCCGGUAAAGGUUUCAAGCAAGCUGUUAAAGCCUUGAAAGAUGCUCAGAUCGACGCAAUCUGCCUUAUCCCGCCUGCUCACAAGGAUAAGCUUGAUAUAUCACUGGAAUUAAUUGAGGUUGCGAAACAGGCUAAUGUACCGAAUGUCUGUCUAUUGUCAUCGGCUGGAUGUGAUAUUUCAGAACGAGACAAGCAACCUCGUUUGAGGGAGUUUAUAGAUAUUGAGGCGCAGGUAAUGGCGACGAAAGGGGAUCCAUCUACGUCUACGGGACAUUCGCCUGUUAUUAUUCGAGCCGGAUUUUACGCCGAAAAUCUCCUCCUCUACUCCAGGCAAGCCCAGGAGGAAGGCGUACUACCCCUUCCGAUCGGAACGAAUCAUAAAUUCGCCCCGGUGGCUCUUGGAGAUGUCGCACAAGUUGCUGCCCAUGUCAUGACUGGGACCGGAAAACACGGUUUCGCUGAUAAGCAUCGAGGACAGCUCAUGGUGGUGACCGGACCGAUGCUCACUACCGGUGACGAACUUGCAACGGCAGCGAGUCAAGCACUCGAUACCAAACUCAAGUUUGAGGAUAUCUCGCCAUUUCAAGCCAAAAAAGUUCUCAAAGCACAAUCUGAUAGUGACGAAGCGGAACUAGAGUAUUUACUCGAGUACUAUUCUCUAGUCCGAGAAGGUAAAACCAACUACAUUUCCACAACCGCAUUCCACGAUGUUACUGGUGUACACCCGCAGGAACCCCCAGGAUUUUUUAAGGUCUAUGCGGAGAGUUUUGAAAAAAAACCUGCAAGUAAGAAGCGGAAAGCCAGUGGAAAGUAG
Talaromyces atroroseus is the source of this 996-nucleotide messenger RNA. RefSeq lists its product as hypothetical. Bases 1 to 996 code for a protein of 331 amino acids. NCBI's taxonomy places the organism in Eukaryota, Fungi, Ascomycota, Eurotiomycetes, Eurotiales, Trichocomaceae. The record is from RefSeq and is a predicted model, not a curated record. The transcript is spliced from 5 exons.